Messenger RNA from Emericellopsis cladophorae, 1275 nucleotides. RefSeq names its product geranylgeranyl transferase type-2 subunit alpha. Lineage: Eukaryota; Fungi; Ascomycota; Sordariomycetes; Hypocreales; Bionectriaceae. The record is from RefSeq and is a predicted model, not a curated record. The transcript is spliced from 3 exons. Gene Ontology annotation, molecular function: Rab geranylgeranyltransferase activity. Gene Ontology annotation, biological process: protein geranylgeranylation. Gene Ontology annotation, cellular component: cytoplasm; Rab-protein geranylgeranyltransferase complex. The coding region runs from base 1 to 1275 and encodes 424 amino acids.
AUGGAGGAUGGAUCGCUCAGGUCGUACGGUCUGGUCUUGUCAAAAAUCAAGACGACUGAUCAGCUCUUUAGGCACGGUCACGGCAUUGCCCGAGCCACGCGUCCCCGGACAGAAGAACAGCGCCAAGCCGAUAUCGACAAGAUUGCCCGCUACCGAACUCUCGAGGACGACAUUCGCAACAGAGUGUCCCGUCAGGACUACGACCACGACACCUUCGGCCUCACGUCCAAGCUCCUCCGCCAGAACCCCGAGUACUACACAGUGUGGAACAUUCGCAGACAAUGUUUGACCUCCGGCAGCUCGUCCAAACCUUGGGCUAUGUCCUCGCUCUCGAAGGGGUCCUCGACUUUCUCAGUGACAGGCACCUCACAUCGAGCUUCCGCCAGCUCGUCACCGCCCUUCUCGACCGAGACCCCGCCGUCCCACGACUCCCCGACGACUGGGACGAGUGGUACAACAGCUGAAGCAACAGAGGACCGACAGAUGAGAGAUCUUGAGAUUAUUAAGUCGGAGCUUGUCUUCACAGUGCCGCUGCUGAUGGAGUUCCCCAAAUGCUACUGGAUCUGGAACUACCGACUCUGGACGCUGGGCCAGGCCAUUGUGCGCCUGCCCACGCACGUGGCGCGCAAAGUCUGGGAUGAAGAGCUGGGUCUGGUGGGCAAAAUGCUACACAGAGACCGACGGAACUUUCACGCAUGGGGUUACCGACGAUAUGUGGUCGAUCAGCUCGAGAGCGCUGCACUGGCCGGUCAAAGCAUGACAGAGUCGGAAUUCGAGUACACCACCAAGAUGAUCCGUAUGGAUCUUUCCAAUUUCUCUGCCUGGCACUACCGCAGCCAGCUCAUCCCACAACUCCUCAGGGAGAGGGGCGCUGACGACCAAGCAAGGCAAAAGUUCCUGGACGAUGAGCUUGCCUUGAUCCGGGAUGGACUGAAUGUUGGCCCCGAGGACCAGUCUCUCUGGUUCUAUCACCAAUUCCUCGCGUCCAACAUCAUCGACGACGCCUGCUCACAAACAAUAGCGCCAGCCUUGUCCCUCGACCAGCGCCGCUCCUACAUUGAGCGCGAGAUAGAUGAGAUGAAAGACCUCCUCGAAGACUACACAGACGUGAAAUGGAUCUACGAGGCACUGAUACAGUACACGCAGUCGCUCGGCCGUCUUGGACAGCAGGCUAGGCCCACUGAGCUGAAUGGUUGGCUGGCGCAACUGAAAUCACUUGAUCCGCAACGCACGGGUCGGUGGAACGACUUGGAGGCGCAAUUGCACGCUGCGUGA